Messenger RNA from Acanthaster planci (crown-of-thorns starfish), 2716 nucleotides. RefSeq names its product vesicle trafficking 1 (gene vta1). NCBI's taxonomy places the organism in Eukaryota, Metazoa, Echinodermata, Asteroidea, Valvatida, Acanthasteridae. Gene Ontology annotation, biological process: late endosome to vacuole transport via multivesicular body sorting pathway. Gene Ontology annotation, cellular component: multivesicular body. The record is from RefSeq and is a predicted model, not a curated record.
ACAAAAUAAAGCAAGAUGGCGAACUCGGGAGAGCUUGAAAUUCCACCCAAGCUAAAAGCUGUGCGACCGUACCUGUUACUAGCAAGAGAUCAUGACAAAAGGGACCCAGUGGUUGCCUUUUUUUGCAGGCAUUAUGCAAUGGAAACAGCGCUGGCUCUGGACAAACAAGACAAGUCUCCCGACAAUAAAAUUUUUCUGUCAGGAUUAAUGGACAGGCUGGAAAAGUCCAAGGAAGAUCUCCGCUCUGAUGAGAUAUUAAGCAAUGAGUUGGCAUCCCAAGCUCACGUCGAAACCUGUGCCUCGAAAAUCUUUGUGUAUGCAGACAAUGAGGACCGAGCAGGCAGGUUCCACAAGGCAAUGUUGAAGUCAUUUUACAAGUCUGGUCUCCUGUUUGAUGUUAUGCAGACCUUUGGAGAACUAUCAGAAGAUCUUCAGAAAACCAGGAAGUACGCCAAAUGGAAAGUAACAUACAUUACCGGUUGUCAGAAACGAGGAGAGACACCGCAUGCAGGACCGCUUGAUGAAGAAGGCGAAGAGGGUGCCAUGGCACCAGGCAACAUUUCCUUCCCCGUUCCCCCUGCCGGGUCUUCAGGAGCCUCCUCCUUCCCUCCCCCUGCAGCCAGGCAACCUCCCCCAGGCCCCAGCACCCAGCAGCCUGACCCUGCCUACCCCCCUGUCAAUCAGAACCUGAUCCCCCCAGGGAUGCAUGCUCCGCCCACAACACCAGAGCAACCUGGGAUGUACCAAGGGGGUAUCCCUGGUCCCCAGCCUACGCCGCCCUCUAUUGAUGGCCAGACUUCAAACAAAGGAUACCCGAAGUUGUCAACGGAUGAUUUCACCAAAGCCCAAAAGUACUGCAAGUAUGCUGGCAGUUCACUGCAAUAUGACGAUAUCCCAACCGCAGUAGAUUACCUAGAAAAAGCACUAAGGUUGCUGAAAACAGGCAAGGAAUAGAAACUGAGGGGCUGACAUCAAGGGGCGGAUCAUGGUAGUUCAAAAACCGAGGGGCUGACAUCAAGGGGCGGAUCAUGGUAGUUCAAAAACCGAGGGGCUGACAUCAAGGGGCGGAUCAUGGUAGUUCAAAAACCGAGGGGCUGACAUCAAGGGGCAGAUCAUGGUAGUUCAAAGAAGGGGCAGUCGAAUGACUAAAUGUGUUCGCUUGAAAUUAAGCUUCAGUUAUUUUAUUUUGGUCUAUAUUUUAAGCAUUUUGAGGAUGAUUUCCCUUUACCCAUUCCGAGAUUCAUUAUCUGUCAGCAUCAGAAACUGUUAAUGAGCUUGCCAGGGGCUGUGAUGUCAAGAAUCCGGGUGUUAACCUUUGAUCAGUAAAUAUGUAAGCAUUGUACAUUGAAACUGUACAGCUAGUAUGGAGUCUGUUGAUUAAUUUUGUCAUGAGCUAAACUUCUUGGAGCUACGCUCUGUGUAAAGUAGGAAUAGAUAACUUAGGAAAUCAACCUGGUAUAGCAAACAUCAUCCAACAGCCAGAAUGGCAUCUCAACGUGGGUCAUGGAGUUUUGAGAUUCAGACUUCUUUGCUUGUCCAGUUAAUGGUCCCUGAACCAAGAGACAGAACUGAAGGUGGAAUCAGAGUGAAGGUUUCAGAAAUAGCCUUAGGGAAGAAUUUUGGAUAAAUCCCGGCAGCUACACGUAGUUACAACUCAGUCUUGAAACGUGACAGCGUUUAAGAUUUGUUGAAUGGCACCAGAGAAAGAAAUUGGUUUGAGAUAUUGAUAAAGAUGGUAAGUCUGAUGGGAUGAUGGUGAUAACGUCUGGGCAUGUCAUCAAGGACCUCUUGUUAACUAAUGGUUGGUGUGUGAUGUACCUAGCGCAUGUUGUCAGGUCAUUAGGCAGAAGGGGAGAAAAGGUGGCCACACGAAGGGCAAAGUAGCCCCCCAAAAAGUGAAAAUGGUCCUUAAGUAGUGACAUACUGUUUUCCUAGCAUUUUUCUUAUAACUGGUCCUCUCUGCGCUAUGCUAUUUAAAUUGGUUUAUGGCAACUAACGAUGCAACCAACCUCGAUGGGUUGGUUGCAAAGAGUUGACUAGACUAGUCCGACCAUCGUCAACUAGCCUGCGUUUGAUCAGAGUUUGUCAAACGUUGGUUAAUUAUUGUCCUUGAUUGAACUUGCUCUCUGUGGCAGUAGUUCAAUGAUGGGAUUGUGGCCAGAUCCAAUUACUUAGCUGUGUUUGGAUAUAAGAAGUGCAUCUGUGUUAGCCUUGGCUAGCGGCUGCAGCUACUUCCCAUAGACUUGUAUGUUGUUGCCAGCCGUAGCCAUGAAAUUGGGAAAUGGCUCAUCAUGGAUAUCACAAGGAAUAUUUAUUUACUUAAAUGUAUGCAUAGCAAAUGACUGGAAAGUGAUGUCUCACCGUAUAACUAAUGCACUAUAAUAUAAAUCCUCGGGCAGUUGUGAACUUGUAGAGAGUUGCACCUGUGCUCAGAAUCCUCAGUGCAUGUUAAAGACUUAUUUAUAAACGUACACUUCGUCUCACUGUAUCCAAUCGUGUUUGGUGAGAUGUGCGGAGGGUCAGUGUGCCUUUGAUGUUGUGUGAAAGAAAGAGAGUGUGGGGAGUUUGUUUACGAGUAAAUUAAAAGAAUGAUGUAAAGGUGAAGUGCAGCCUGAAGAGCUAUGUUUGUUGCACUCUGACAAAAUGUUUGGCAACAUCUUUGCAGCUUGUUUUUUUAUGUGUUCAAAUAAAAGUUAUGUAUAUAGCUGUAUGUACA